Molecule: messenger RNA, 894 nt
Organism: Paramormyrops kingsleyae
Lineage: Eukaryota; Metazoa; Chordata; Actinopteri; Osteoglossiformes; Mormyridae
Gene: ccndx
Product: cyclin Dx
Source: RefSeq, a predicted model, not a curated record
AUGUCAGUGUCACUCUGGUGCGAGGAGGAGCAGGAGGAUGCCAUGCCAAGGGCUCCCUGGGACCCCCACGCCAGCGGGGAGCGCGUGCUGGGGAUGCUGCUGCGGGUAGAGCAGCGAUACUCACCGUCGGCCCUCUACGUGAGCCUCACUCAAAGACAGCCUCAGCAGAGGGAACAGCUGGCCAAGUGGGCACUGGAGGUGUGCUGUGAGUCCAGCUGUGAGGAGCGCGUCUUCCCCCUAGCCUUGUCCCUGCUGGACCGCUUCCUGUCAACCUCCCUGGCCCUGCCGCCCUCACCGCUCUGCCUGGCUGCAGCCUGCGUCCUGCUCGCCUCCAAGCUGCAGCAGAGUGAGCCGCUGGGUGCUCACAUGCUCUGUGCCGCCGCCCCUGGUGCCUUCCUGCCCCAGAGCCUGCGGGAGAUGGAGCGGGUUGUCUUAGCAACACUACAAUGGGAUGUUGCCGCCAUUACUCCCCAGGACUUCUUCCCACACUUGCUACCUGCUCCCACGGAGAAAGGAGCUAGCACUGCAGACGCCGAGGCGUUUCUGUCUACCCUCCGUCGUCAUGGUGACACCCUGGUCGCCAUGUGCAUCUGUGAUGCCCGCUUCCUGGGGAUGCCGCCAUCUCUGGUUGCCGCGGCAGCACUGAACUCUGCCUUCCGAGGUCUGGAUGACAGGGGUCCUCAGCUACGCAACAUGCCAAAAACACUGGCUGCACACUGUCGUAUUAACUUGGCUGUACUGCAGUACUACACAGACAUGAUAGAGGGCGCACUUUCAGAGCGACUGAGAGCCGGACGAACACAGCAAGAGAAGCAACACAAAGCAGAGAAGGAUGGAGACGUAGAGGAGGAGAGAGCCAGCACCCCAACAGACCUGCAAGAAGUUGAUUUUUAA